This is a messenger RNA of Protopterus annectens (West African lungfish), 1903 nucleotides long. It is a transcript of the gene GNGT2, whose product is annotated as G protein subunit gamma transducin 2. Gene Ontology annotation, biological process: G protein-coupled receptor signaling pathway. Bases 264 to 473 code for a protein of 69 amino acids. The transcript is spliced from 3 exons. NCBI's taxonomy places the organism in Eukaryota, Metazoa, Chordata, Ceratodontiformes, Protopteridae. Gene Ontology annotation, molecular function: G-protein beta-subunit binding. Gene Ontology annotation, cellular component: heterotrimeric G-protein complex. The record is from RefSeq and is a predicted model, not a curated record.
ACAGAGCACCAUUUAGUUAUCAAACCACAAUGCAGCGAACCGUGUAACCUAAAUUAGUUCACAGAAUUCUUAUCCUGCAUUAGUUUCUUAUCUCAUAGACUUACUUGCCGGGGAUGGCUUUCACAUGAAACAAAUAUUUUAAUUACAGUUAUAAAAACUAUAUAAGGAUGCUUGUACAAAAGAGUCCUACUGAGAAUUUCCCUCAAAUCGUGUAAAGUUGUGAUAUUGUAAGAGAAGGGCAGAGUUAUCACUGAAGGGGCAACAUGGCUCAUGAUCUCACAGAAAAAGACAUCUUAAAAAUGGAAGUUGAACAGCUUCGAAAGGAAGUGAAAAAUGAACGACAAAUGAUUUCCAAAACAGCUAAAGAUAUCAAGGAAUAUGUAGAAAGCCAGUCAGCCGAAGACCCACUUCUGAAAGGGAUCCCAGAGGACAAAAACCCUUUCAAGGAGAAGGGUGGUUGCAUACUCUGCUGAUAACUGGAUCUGUACUUCCACUUUUCAUGCAGAUAAAACUAACGACUAUUGUACCCCAGCGAAUACUAAUAGAAAAUAGAGACACAGUAGAAUGCAGAAUGUCCAACAAGUUCCCUAAACUGAAAAAGCUGAGAGCAGGAUGCAGCUGUUUUAAAGAUAAUUUGGUUUGGAUAAAAAUGUGUUGCAUUCAUUAGGUACAGCACAUUGUCCUGUUAGUCUAAUUACAACUAAUUUUUCUAUAUCUUCACUGAGCUAAUAUGUUUUUAAAAAGUGUUGCAUAUAUAAAAAAAAUGACUGUACUCAAUUGAAGCUUUGUGAAUACUGUUGUACAUGGUUCAGGCAAAAGCAUAAGUGACUGUACUUCCGUACAUGACAUGGAAACUGUAGACAAGACAAAAACAUCCUCAUGGUUUGUUAAACAGUAAAAAUGCAAAUUCAAGAUAGGUAAUAACUAAGCCACAAACACACUGAUGAUAUUUCACAGUAACAGGGGUUGGGAGGGUGGCUUAAUGGCUACGGUGUUUGACUUACAAACACAAGGUACAGUGUCUGAGUCUCACAAUGGAUAAUUGGCUAGGCUUAAAUUGGCUUGAAAGGGCAGUUAGCUUAGUACUAAACUAUGAACAGGAGUAAACUAUGAACAUUAGUAGAAUAAGCUGCUGUGUAAUAGCAAUAAGGUAAUAUGGGGCCCUGUAUUGUUCUGUAACAACUCUUGACUUCACUGUAAUCCAUAUCACCUUGUGCUCAAACUAAUUACAGGCAGAUCAUGAGCAGCCAUGGGGGUGACAAGAGCAGUUAGUGAUUAAGAGGUCCAACAUUUAACUUAACAAGCAAGAAAAGUAUGUACCCUGGCUUGGAAUUCAUAUUCAUUGCCUCUGUACAAAUAAGAAUGCAUUUUAAGAGAAACCAGAAAGACGUAACUUAAAUAUAUUCUGAAACAUUGCAAUAUAAGCUGUUUUAAAUUUUAGGCAGACAUUUGCACAGAUAUCUUCUAGCCAUGCCAGAAUCUGCAUUACACAAUAAGGCACACAGACAUUCAACCAUGUGAUAUCACUUUCUUUUCUCUGCACAUGUACAGCACUAAAGGCUGGGGAUAAGAAUCUAAGGAAGGAAUUGGAAAGGCUGGCCAAGGGAGCAGCUGAGGUUCAGUGCUGACAAAUGCAUUUUGGCAUGGCAAUACUGGUGUGAAGCAUUAAUGGAAGGGGGAGACUGAUUGCAGCAGAGCAAAAAGGGAUGCAUGAGCACUAAUCACAGCUGGACUGGAUCACCAGGAGCAGAGUGACAGGACAGUGACAUAAUAUAAAGAGAUGAUGGGAUGUAUCCUCAGGGGUAUAGACUUCAGAAGCAAAGAGGCAAUGCUUCUACUCUUCUAGGUCAUGUCAUCUCUCAUCCACAGUUGUCCCUCUCUUCAAUGCUGAUAGUAAAUGCUG